Messenger RNA from Aspergillus steynii IBT 23096, 1390 nucleotides. Its product is annotated as FAD/NAD(P)-binding domain-containing protein. The transcript has 6 exons. Gene Ontology annotation, molecular function: FAD binding; monooxygenase activity. Gene Ontology annotation, biological process: secondary metabolite biosynthetic process. NCBI's taxonomy places the organism in Eukaryota, Fungi, Ascomycota, Eurotiomycetes, Eurotiales, Aspergillaceae. The record is from RefSeq and is a predicted model, not a curated record. The coding region runs from base 1 to 1389 and encodes 462 amino acids.
AUGGCGCCACCCAUCCACGUCAAGGAGAAAGAGGUCCGCGACGAGUCCGCUCGAUUGCAGAUCGUAAUCGUUGGAGCAGGACUUGCCGGCCUAGGCACCGCAAUCAGCUGCUGUCUCGCCGGCCACGACGUGCAUAUCCUCGAAUCCGCGCCCGAAAUCAAAGAAAUCGGCGCUGGCAUCCAAGUCCUUCCCAACUCCUCCCGCGUCCUUCAGCAUUGGGGUCUCGGCGACACGUUAACCCCCUACAUGACUUUCCCGCGGGUCUGCAACUUUGUCGGAUGGAAGGGAAAUCACAUUUCGUCGCUGGACUUCCAUGCGUCGGAGAGCCAAUACCCGGGGACAUGGUAUCGAGACUUUCACCGCGCGGACCUCCACCGGUGUCUAGUUGAGCGGGCACUGGAGGUUGGUGCAAAAAUGACAUGCAAUGCGCGCAUCGACGAUGUGAAGGUGGCUCCAGGCGGAGAGUCGGCUACGGCCAUUGCUUCGGACGGGAGGGAAUGGACAGCUGAUCUGUUGAUCGGUGCAGAUGGGGUGUUUGGCAAGUUAACAGAAGUCUUGCUGGGGAGAGAAGAUCCGCCGAUUAAGACGGGGGAUUUGGCAUACCGAUUGCUCCUAUCGACAGAGGAGAUGCUAAAGGAUCCGGAGCUGGAGAGUUUCGUUACGGAUCCCCAGGUGAAUUAUUGGUUGGGGCCUGAUGCUCAUGCUGUGAAUUAUGUUCUCCGGGGUGGUGAUCUCUUUAACAUGGUGCUUCUCGUACCAGAUGAUAUUCCCGAGGAGUCGCUCGCCACGACAGUUGCAGGCAACGUAGAAGAGAUGUGCGCCUUGUUCGAAGGAUGGGAUCCACGAAUCGAAAAACUGCUGAAGCUCUGCCAGUCGGUCCAUAAAUGGCGCCUUUGCAUUCGCUACGGCGACUACGACUGGGCCCAUCCCUCCGGAGCCUGGACCAUGCUCGGCGACGCCGUCCACGCUACGCUACCCUAUUUAGCCUCUGGAGCCGGCAUGGCCUUCGAAGACGGCGCGGUCCUCGGAGAAUGUCUCUCACGACUCCCCAACGCCCCGGGGACAUCCAAGACCUCUGCCGAUUUCCUAUCAGCCAAGCGCCACGCUCUAUCCGUAUUCGAAAAAUGCCGCAAGCAGCGCACGAAGAUGGUAGUCGAGCGCGGAAACACGCAGCAGUACCUUUACCAUCUGCACGACGGGCCGGAGCAGCAGGAACGCGACCGGAAGAUGCAGAUGGUGCCGACGCCAGAAGGGGAGGCGCUGGCGUGGAGGGAUCCGGGCCUAGCGCCGAAGUUGUUGGGGUAUGAUCACAUUGCAGAUGUGGAUGAGAAUUGGGGCGAUGGGGUCUUGGGUGCUAUGGAUACAGUAGACAGGACUUCACGGUUGUAAG